UAGCUUUGUCAAUCGAUAAGUCUCCUGUGAGCAAGUUGUUUGUCGUUUCCUUUCUCCCUUUCUUUCGUAUUUUUUGCGUCGAAAUGAGUGAUCUUGGGGUAACAAGUGGCGAGGAAGAAGAGUAUUUUAGUGAUCCGGAGACCGUCAUGAAUGACCAGCAGCCUACAGAGAAGACACAUAAAGAUGAAGAAGAACAGGAAGAAGAGGAGGAGGACGAGGAGGACGACCCGGAGAAGCCAUGGCAGCGCAAAAAGUCCAAUGUGAAGAGUCGAAUAUGUUUUCUACGAAAGUCCGGCCAACUCUCGGACCUCACCGUCACUUUCCCGGGAGACACGAGAACGAUCAAGGUCCACCGGCUGGUUCUGGCCAUGAGCUCCCCCGUGCUGAAGACUCUUCUCGAAGAUCCUCUCGAGAACAACGUCUUCGUUCGGCCCGAAGAUCCUCCCGAGGCCUUUGAAUGGCUCUUGGAUCACAUUUACCAAGAUAAGAGCAAGCUGCCCGAGGUGAGCGUGGCGGUGCAAGUGUACCAGCUGGCGAGCAGGUACAAGAUGGAUUCGCUGUGUCGGAUGUGUUCGGAGUUCUUGUUGGAGAAAGUUAACGUGAAGAACUUUCCCUUUGUCUACAACACAGCAGUCUUUCUACAAGAUACAAAACUCCUUGAGAAGUGUUCUUUGGUCCUGGCGCCUUCCUCCGACCAAAUCAUGUCGUCACAGGAUAUCGGAGUGAUGAACGCCGACGCCCUUACGAAGCUCCUGCAGCAUCCUAGUCUGUCAGUUUCCUCAGAGACCCUCGCGUACAAAGCCCUGAUCAAGUGGGGCCGCUCGAAGCUGGCCGACCAAAGUCCGGAGAGUCUUCGCCAGGCAGUGAAAGAGUUCCUUCCGCUGGUGCGCUUCAGGGCGAUGACAACUGAUGAGUUCGUGGAGCACGUCCUUCCUUCGGAGGUUCUGAACAACGAUGAAUGCGUCAAGCUCCUCAAGACCAUCAAAGGCGUCACCAACGUUUCGCCUGAUGUCGCGCCGUGCGAAAUCAGCGAAAAGAGACCAUGUCUUGAAAAGGUCGCGGAGCUUCUGAAUAUCCAAGAGGACAUUACCAGCACCUUCACCAACGAGGCCGAGGUGUCGAUUGUAAAGAAUUUCAAGACCUCGAAGCCGAUCUACGUAAGUAAGGUCUUGUGCACCACCCUCUCCAGCCUAGCUCAAGGAACCGCCGAGGUGAAGGAUGACGAGGACAAGGUGCUUGGCAGGGGAUCCUGGCAAUGGAUGUCGUGCAGUUUCCCACAGCCCGUGAGACUCGAACCGGACAAGCCGUACAGAGUGGACGUGGCCAUGAAGGAGCUAAGGUGGGUCAAUGCAUAUGGAACCGUUAACGUCCAACAGGAAGAAGGCAAUUUCACAGGAGAAGCUCUGUUCGGGAAGGUCAUGCUAUAUUUCUUAGAGGACAGCCCGCCAAAGGAGCCACCGCUUCCGGAGGAAAGCACAGAGAAGGAACCACCUCUAGAGGACAAUCCACCAAAGGAGCCUCCACUUCUAGAAGACACACCUCCUGAAGGAGAUUGAACUGGAAUAACAAGUCAUUGUUCUCUCUCUCCCACUCUCUCUCUAUUUUCAGUUAAGCAAGUGUCCCCUCGCAGGUCCUGGCUUCUUCCUCCAACUAAAUAAUGUUAUCGCAAGAUAUCAGAGUGAUGAACGCCGAUGCCCUUACGAAGCUCCGGCAGCAUCUUUGUCUAUCGGUUUCCUCAGAGACCCUCAUGUACAAAGGCUUGAUCACGUGGUGCAUCUAGCUUGUUUUGGAUUCUCAUUCUCUUUCUAUCUGUUUCUUUAUUUUGUUUUAUGUGUCUGUUUCCCUCUGUGAAAGGUUCAUCUUGUAAACAUCUUGUCACUGUUACCAAAUGUGAGCGUUGUUUAAGUUGCCUUGUUGUUAAGCUGUGAGGGUCGUUCAUGUCGCAAGCUUGACAGAAGCAAUAUCCCACCACUGCCACCAGAUGUGAUAUGUUUGUCUUGUAGACAUCCCACUGCUGCCACCAGUCUGUUAGGGUUUGGUUGGUUCCCCGGAAACACAUGGUCUGGUUGUAGUCUCUCUCUCUCUCUUUAUAUAUAUAUUUAUAUAUAUAAUGUUUUUUUUUUCCUCAACAGCCAUUCAUUCCACUGCAGGACAUAGGCCUCUUUCAAUCCUGAUUGGAUGCUCUUCCAAAUCAACCGCAGUUCGGCGCACUAACACUUGUGCCAUCCCCUAUGACACCUGCAUUUGACUUCUCAAAGCGAUAUGUCGUUUUCUCGGUCUCAAGCCAGCAGUUAGACCACAGGCAUUUUUACGACCGCCGCAACGGGGAAUUGAACUCGGGACCACGAGGGUCGGAGUCCAGUGCUCUAACCACUGGACCAUUGCGGCAGUCAUAUUUAUAUAUAUGUGUGUGUGUGUGUAUUGUAUAUAUAUAUAUAAAUAUAUAUGUAUGUGUGUGUGUGCAUGCAUGUGUGUAUAUGUGUGUGUGGUCUAUAUAUCUGGUCUAAGUAUAUGUAUAUAUAUAUAAUGUAUAUAUAGAUAAAUAGAUACCUAACUAAUGAUCUAUCCAUUCACGUCUUGUUGAUCUAAUUAUUGCAUUAGGUUAUUUUUAGCACAACGAAUCUUUCGACGCCGUCAUUUUCGAUCAAAAUAGAUAAAUAUGAACAACCAAAAUGACCAAAUACGUAGGAAAACUUCGAAAAUCGCUAUGAGACUUUAGGACCAGCCAUGGAGUUUUUUUUUUUUUUCUCUUUUUUUUUUUGUAAAGCAAGCUAGUAUUGACCGUCCCUUCUGAAACUGCAAAACCAGUUUUCUGAACUCUUUCAAAAAAAUGGGAGUUGGAAAUUACUUUCUAUUUGUUUAGUUGGACUCCAUUUCAACGGAAUGUUAAAGUUGUUGAACGUUGAUUUUUCAUUUUUUUUUUAUUAAAGAUAUAAAAGAGAUGAAUGUAUAUGAUCCAAUAUCUUUACGUGUUGUAUAAUCUGACUUUUUUUAAAGAAUUAUGAAAUAAAUAUGCUCAAACAAAA
Molecule: messenger RNA, 3026 nt
Organism: Penaeus indicus
Lineage: Eukaryota; Metazoa; Arthropoda; Malacostraca; Decapoda; Penaeidae
Product: BTB/POZ domain-containing protein 6-like
Exons: 6
Coding region: 84-1556 (490 amino acids)
Biological process (GO): neurogenesis
Cellular component (GO): cytosol
Molecular function (GO): protein binding
Source: RefSeq, a predicted model, not a curated record